UUUAAUUGGCGUCAUCUACCGGUCAAUAAUUCCAUUACAUGAUGUUUUUUGUUAUUUAUACAGUGUUAUAUUUAUUUAUACCACUCACUGUUUUCUCUUUCUCUCUCUCCAUUCAUUCAUUCAUUAAAUUCAGUCUCACACAAUCCAGUGCAGUGCAAAUGUUCCAGGAUCAGUGUCAGUGUCCAAAAAAUAAACAGCAAUUUUCUCCAAUUUCGUAAUUCAUCACCACCAUCGGCUAUUGCCGCAUCUUCAUUAUCAUCAUCAUCAUCAUCAUUAACGACAUCGCCGUCAUAUCAAAUACUGCAACAAGUAUCAACCAAUGUUGGUCAUAAUCAACAACCACAAAUUCUAAUUGCAACGAGUGAAGAUAAAUUCAAUUCACAAGUGUCAUCAUCUUCACAUCAUUUACCAAUUCGUGCUAUAAUGAUGAUGGCUCCAGUAACGGCAACCACAGCUGUAACGGGCGAUUCUUUAACAUUAUCACAACAACAUCAGCCAGAUCAACAACAAUUUAAUUUGUCAAUUGUGCAACCACCGCAACAAUCAAUUGAUGAUGAUGUAGAUCAAUUCAUUGAUCAUGAUGCCGAAUUAUCUACACUUGAAGGUGCAGCAUUUCAAUCACGAUUAUGGGCAGAUAAAAUGUCGGCUGAAGAAAUGAAAGCAUUUCAUGAUGUUGUCGAGAAUACCAGUUUAAUUCCACUUUUUCUUCAUAUUCGUAAUAGUAUUUUAAAAUUUUGGCUUAUUAAUCCAAAGCAACAAUUAUUACUGGAAAUUGUUUAUCAACGUCUUGAACAACCAUUUAAUACUGAUCCGGUUUUUAUAUCACGAAUUUUUCAUUUUCUCGAACGUUAUGGUUAUAUUAAUUUCGGUGUAUUUCAAAUAUCCAAACCGAUGGUGUUGGCUAAACCGAAAAAAAUCGGUAUAAUUGGUGCAGGUAUAGCCGGAUUAAUUGCUGCACGUCAAUUGAAAUAUUUCGGUUUUGAUGUGAUCGUAUUCGAAGCUCGUAAUCGUCUUGGUGGUCGUAUAUGGACAUAUGAUCAAAAAGCAGAUGUCGGCGCGUUUGUCAUAACCGGUUUAUUGGGCAAUCCGAUCCGAGUGUUGGCCAAACAAAUCAAUCUAGAAAUGCGUCCAAUCAACCAGAAAUGUCCAUUAUAUCUUAAAAAUUCUAUUGUGGAUAAAUCAAAAGAUGAGGUUCUUGAGAAUGUAUUUAAUACGAUUCUGGAAAGUACAUCCGAUAUGGUUAAAGAGAAAAAUUUAACUACCGGUGCUGAUGGUUUAGAUCGUCCAUUAUCGUUAGGUGAUGGUUUAGCCAUCAUAAUUGAACUACAUGAACGUCAAGUUCGUCAAGAACAUCUAAAACAUUUGAAUGAUAUCUACUUUUGUCAGGAUAUUCUAUCGAAAAGUUUAGAUACAUUGAAAGAAUUAGAAAUGACUAUAGAAGAAUUAUAUGAUAAACAUCGUGAAGCUUUACAAAGUAAAAUUGCCCGUAAUCCUAAACAGGAAUAUGCAUUUCGUGUAAACCGUUAUGAUUUAAAUCGUGCCAUCGAAUUGUAUAAAGCAACGAAACAAAAAUGUGACCAUCUUGAGAAACGUUUGAAAGAUCUGGAAUCAAAAACGAAAACUACACCAAUCGAAUAUCUAUCGGCUGUUGACCGUCGGAUUCUUGAUUGGCAUUUUGCAAAUCUUGAAUUUGCUACUGGUACCUCAUUGAAUAAUCUAUCAUUACAACAUUGGGAUAUGGAUGAUGAUUAUGCCUUUGCUGGACCACAAAUGUAUGCUAAAGAUGGUCAAAAUCAAGUAGCUUUAUCACUGGCUAAUGAUGGUGCCGAUUUUGAGAUCAAAUUAAAUCAAAUGGUUCAAUCGAUCACGUUAACGCCGACUGGUGCUGAAAUUCAAGUGGUAAAUGUUGAAAAAUUGGAUAAGAAUCAGAAUAAAAAAUCACUACUAUCUACCAGCAGCUAUACAGUCGAUGCUGUCCUUUGUACAUUACCAUUGGGUGUAUUAAAAAAUGCAGUCAAUACGACACAAAGAACUGAAACAAAUUCAUUGAAUUGGGUUCAAUUCAAACCACCAUUACCUGAUUAUAAAUGUCAAGCUAUCAAUCGUUUAGGUUUUGGUAACCUUAACAAAGUUGUCCUUGUUUUCGAAAAGAUUUUCUGGGAUCUGAAUACACAUUUAUUUGGAAAUGUUUCGACAACGACAAAAAAUCGUGGUGAACUAUUCCUAUUCACAUCUGUACAACGACAACAGCCAGUAUUGGUUGCAUUCAUUGCUGGCGAAGCAGCCGAUGAUCUAGAACAAAUGAAUGAUGAACAAAUUAAAUCGAAAUGUCUAUCCAUUCUAAUAGAAAUGUUUGGCCAAUUACCUAUAUUGAAAAGUUAUUUUGUAACACGUUGGAAAUCGGAUCCAUGGUCACAAGGAUCAUAUUCAUAUGUAGCUCGUGGUGCUACCGGUGAUGAUUUUGAUUAUCUUGCCGAACCGGUACUACAUCCAAGUAAUAAUGCAGCCGAUCCAUUAAUACCACGGCUAUUUUUUGCUGGGGAACAUACUAUACGUAAUUAUCCGUCCACUGUACACGGAGCAUUAUUAUCUGGAUUACGUGAAGCGGCCAAAAUUGCCAAUCAUUUUCUAGGAAUAACAUACUUGAAAAAAUGAAAUCAUUUAUCAUCAUCGAUAAUAAUUGAUCACUUAAUUUGAGAACAACAACAUUGUUCUAAUUCCUGGUAGCAUUAUAAUUAUCAUCAUAACGUUUGUCCGGGUGUUCAUCAAAAAUCACCUUGAAUCCAUCGAUUUAUAAUAUCAGUAUAUGAUUGUGACUUUUUUGUUUUUCAACUAUAUAUCUUUUCUGUCAUUUUAUGUCUUAACCACUUUGAUUUUAUUCUAAUUAAUUAAUCAACAAUUAAAAUUUAAUGAUAAAAAUCAA
Dermatophagoides farinae (American house dust mite) is the source of this 2923-nucleotide messenger RNA. Its product is annotated as lysine-specific histone demethylase Su(var)3-3. NCBI's taxonomy places the organism in Eukaryota, Metazoa, Arthropoda, Arachnida, Sarcoptiformes, Pyroglyphidae. Gene Ontology annotation, molecular function: oxidoreductase activity; chromatin binding; flavin adenine dinucleotide binding. Gene Ontology annotation, biological process: chromatin remodeling; regulation of DNA-templated transcription. Gene Ontology annotation, cellular component: nucleus. The record is from RefSeq and is a predicted model, not a curated record.